Molecule: messenger RNA, 3402 nt
Organism: Amphiprion ocellaris (clown anemonefish)
Lineage: Eukaryota; Metazoa; Chordata; Actinopteri; Pomacentridae
Gene: cplx3b
Product: complexin 3b
Exons: 3
Coding region: 406-876 (156 amino acids)
Biological process (GO): neurotransmitter transport; regulation of neurotransmitter secretion; synaptic vesicle exocytosis
Cellular component (GO): terminal bouton; SNARE complex
Molecular function (GO): syntaxin binding
Source: RefSeq, a predicted model, not a curated record
CAUCCCACGAUGCCGACGCGCGCCGUGCGAGCGCACACCCAGUCCGGUGGUGCCUGGGAUUGGGUGGAGGGAGUGGUGGCUGCGGACGGACUCACAGGAUUGGUAGAGUUGAGCGCCAAACUUGUUGACUCAUAACUGAGCAGCUCCUCUCCAUCCUUCUCGACGCGGAGCUGUCCAGGGCCAGUGGUGCUGAAGCUGCGGGAAUUAUUUCAUCCUUUAUAUUUUUAACACUUUGAUUGCUCUCAUCCACCCUUUGAAAGUUGCAUGCUCUCGCGUGACACUUGAAGACGCGUGGUUUGAACGUCUCUCGGCUGAUAUCUAUCCACCGUCACCGCUCCAUCCGAGAGCGCACCGAGCCUUCAACUUCUCAGCCGAUCAAACCAGAGGACUCUCCGAAGCGCAGUCAUGGCUUUCAUGGUGAAACACAUGGUGGGAGGACAGCUGAAGAACCUGACAGGCGGGCUGACGGAGGAGAAACCCGAAGGGGAGAAAUCAGAAGCCGCCGCGCAGGGGAUGACUCAAGAGGAAUUCGAACAAUAUCAGCAACAGUUAGAGGAGGAAAAAAAGGAACGAGAAGCUGAAUUUGCCCAGAAGAAAGCUGAGAGGGCCACAGUUAGAAGUCAUUUCCGGGAAAAGUACAGACUACCAAAGAACGAGACAGAUGAGACCCAGAUCCAGCAAGCGGGGGAUGAUGUGGUGUUGCCCACGGAGCUGGCCAAGAUGAUCGCCGAGGACAACCAGGAGGAAACACACAAGCAGUCGGUGCUGGGUCAGCUGUCCAACAUCCAGAACGUGGAUAUGGACCAGCUGAAAGACAAAGCCCAGGCCACACUGGAAGACCUCAAAAAGCAGACAGAAAAUUGCAGCCUCAUGUGAUCUGGCCAACUUUAAGUCCCAUGAGAUUAGAGUUUUUCUUGUACAAAUAUUUUUCAGAGGCAGAGCUGCUCUGGGGGUAGACAUUUUCUCAUUGCUUUAGUGGAAUGUCAGCUGGCAGAGCCGCAUAAUAACAGUUUUUCUAGCUGUCUAAUGUUACAUAGAAGCCUUAUAUUAUAUCUUAGGCUCAUUUUACUAACCAAAAAAAAAGAGCUCUAGUCAUAAGAUCAUCUCGGUGAAAUAGUUUAGUUUGCUUUCAUGCUGGCCUUUCAACAUGCUACAGUUUACAAAUCUCAUAUUUUUACAAAAAAAUUGUAAAGUUGCUGUGCUUUAAAACUGUGGUUCUGCAGCUCCUGCCAUUGAGAUUUAACCAAUGAGAUUAUUUCUGCCUUCAGAAUAACUCUUCCUCUGAGAAAAGUGUAUUAAAUCCUUUACUCCUGACAUCCUCUAACCUCCCAGUUGUCUGUACCUCAGUGGUAACACAAAAUGAUUGUGCAGCAAAGGUUGCAGGUGUGUGUACAGGUUUUUAUUGCCUCCGAACACACGGCAGCUGAUUUCAACGAUAGGCAGAUGCACUUUCAGUAAGAGAGGGUCACCGAGAUCAGCUGCCUGGUUGGAAUUCAAACACACAUACACAGUGCUGACAUUGGUUCACGUGUUAUGUUAAAUUUGGGAAAUCGGGUGAUUUAUUCCAGGUGAGACACAAUGAAAACUCUCUUUGUAAGGUUCUUUAUAUUUCACAUAUAAAAGCACAAAAUCACAGACAUGAGCACAAGUGUUUUCAGCAAACACCAAAGCUGAUCUUUGUCAAAAAUGUAAUUAUUGCUGCAUUUGUUGUAAUCUUUUCCUAGACAUAUUAAGACUUUUCUUGCAUUUCCAUUCUUCAGUGUGCCUUGGACGUCUGUACAAGGUUGUCAUCUUGAUCUGAAAGCUUCUUCUUCUUUUUUUUUUUUUUUUAAACAAAGAUGAGCCUUCUUGGUUGUUUAUUUCUGCAGGAAAUUUCUUACUUUUAGUUUUACUGAAAGCCAUAAAUAAUGAUGUCUUACUGAAGGUCACAAUAGAUUUUCCAAGCAUUUAUUAGAUGCGAUCAAUAACUCUGUUCCCAAAUUUAACAUGGCAAUCUGUAUCAUCUAUAUUGGGAGUAAACCUGCUGCAUUUGGAGGGUAAAAAAAGCUGCUCAGAUGAGAGAAAUGUAAAUGCUUUAGAAGACGUAAGCCAAAGCCUUUGUUGAUAUCAUAAAGGAAAUGGCACAAAUAUGUGAAACUGUGUAGCUGCCGUGUGUGUAUACAUCCAACUACUGAGUCCACAUACAAGUAUUUAUGUUCUAUAAGAUGUAAAGGUAUCUGCUGUUCGCCUAAUCCGUCCACAGCGGGUCAUUCUUUACACCGUUCCCAUCAACUCGCUGGGUCUUGUAGUGCUGUCGACCGUCACACGACCUUUGACUUGUCCUCCAUCUCAUCGACCCACACGUGCUGUUUUGUGCUGGUGGAUUUCGUGUUGUUUAGCCGAUGUGAUACGUCAAGUGGUGUCUGUGUACAAACCUCGUCCUGUAGUUGGGAGUGCUCAUCGUAACAAUAAUAAUACUAUAAGAAAACUAAAAAUGUAACCAAGUAAUAGAAACAUAGAUAAAAGGCAAUGAAAUGAAAAAAAAAACCUGAAGUAAACAUGAAUUAAUAAAGUGUAUCCAAAAAAAAAUCAACUCUAAUUAAAAGCCAUUGUGUAAAAAUGAGUUUUAAAAGAGGACACUGAGGUAGCUUGUCUGAUUCUCAGUGGAAGGUGAAUGGUGGGGCAGAGAGUAGUGUUUCAGUGUAGGAUUACUGCUGUAUUCUGCCGGGGAAGGCAACUAGGAGAGGAUGCUGUUGAUGUUGUGUUACAUUCAUGUACAUUUUGCCAGUGUUCAGUUUAUGCAGCAGUGGUGCUGAGGGUGAUGUCUGCUUUGAUCUCACAUCUGUCCCCAGUUUGAUUCCUGUUCUGAUUCUACUGCCAAAAUCAUUGGGUUCUUUAUGAUUUAACUGAAAUGUUUUCAUUUUACAUUUAAAGGUGUUGACUUUUGCAAAUUUAUUCUCUUAAAUGAGUAGUAAUGUUCUCGCUGUAGGUGCCACACCACUGCUGAAUGAAAGCGGAGUGGUUAUUGUCAUGUGAUAGAUGAACAGUAUAUUCACAAUAUAUCAGUAAUAUAAAGCAGAGGAAACGUUGCAAUAAGUUCUUUUAUAAUAGAGCUACUAGGAUCUUGUUUGACCGUGAGACAAUAUUAAUGGGUGGAACCGAAGCCAUAAAGCAAAACUGUUUGCUUUGUAUGAGUGCGUGUGACUUCAAAUAAUACUCAAUAAUCACAAUAAUAAACAAAUGUAAUUUUCGUGCUGUCAUCCUGUGCAACUGAUUUUUCAGGAAAUGGCUGCCAUGACACGCAGUUUCUUCUUCUUUGACUGUUUCUUUGUUUCUCUGUAUCUCUGCCAUUCUAAUCGAAAGCAUUUCAGUGAUUUUUUUUUGGAGUUUUAAUGCAAUAAACUGAUUUUUAUUAUAAUGUAA